Messenger RNA from Cavia porcellus (domestic guinea pig), 2039 nucleotides. It is a transcript of the gene Tmem190, whose product is annotated as transmembrane protein 190. Gene Ontology annotation, biological process: hematopoietic progenitor cell differentiation. NCBI's taxonomy places the organism in Eukaryota, Metazoa, Chordata, Mammalia, Rodentia, Caviidae. The record is from RefSeq and is a predicted model, not a curated record. Gene Ontology annotation, cellular component: inner acrosomal membrane. Bases 1457 to 1972 code for a protein of 171 amino acids. The transcript has 5 exons.
GUGGGUCCAGAUGGUGUUGACACAGGAAAUGGUCAGCAGCUGCCUGCCCUCAGCCCCACAACUCCACUGACCCCCACUCCGCGCCCCCCACCAGGCUCCCUCUGACCAGUGUCAUCUCUGACGGAGGUAGCCCAGGGCCAGCUCAGCACCCACCAGGAUGUUUACAAGAGACAAGGGUAGGACCAGGAGUCAGCCCUAGGCUUGGGAAAUAGCUGGCUCUGACCCUUGCCCUCACACCCAGGGCCCAGGGCCUGGCUUCCCCUCUCCGACCCGGGGUCCUGGCCUGGCCUCUUUCCCCGGCCCCGGGGCUCUAGGUCCAGCCUUUCUCCUCAGAUCAGUAACCCCUGGCCAAAGCCCAGGAACCCAUUCUGGUCUGGAAUGCUCACUCCUAGAGCUCAGUGGCGGCUGGGACUGGGUGAUCUAGGUGCCAGGUGCCAGCCCAGCCCUGCUCUGGGUCCCUUCCUUUGGUGCCACACCCUUGUCAACUAUGGGGAAACCAAAGGAAAUAAACAAGAAGCUCUGGAGUGCAGCCCUCCUUUUCAGAGGGCUCAGUCUUGGGUGGCCCUGGCAGCAGUCAUCUUCGACACCUGUGCCUCACAUCCUAGGCCACCUGCCUCUGCCAGACCUGCACUGGCUCAUGGUUCCCAGAGAGGAGGCCUGGUGUGGCCUUGUUGGGUGACAAGUGUGCUGGGGCACCAGGGCUUGGCCUCCAGGUCCCAUCCUCCUCCAGGUCUCCUGGUUGCUGGGCAACAGUUCCUCACAAUGGGGCUCAGUGAGACCCCUGGGUCCUGGCCCUUCCUCCAAGUUGCUAAGGGGAAAAACUCCCUAGCAGAAAGGGUUCUCCUUGGCCACCUGAGGCCACCUCUGCAGAUAUGGGGUUAGGAGCAAAGGGUCCUUGGGUGAGGAGGUCUUCGCAACGGAUCCACCCAUUCUGGGUUCCCAGUGAUGAGAGGGAGCUGGCCCAGCCUAGGCUCUUCCUCAGCUUCUUCUUCCCUCUCUUCAGAGGCUGAAGGCGUCCCCUAAAGCCUGAGGCCCCUGACACAGAUCCUUACAUCUGGGCACUACAGGAACCACUUCCCAGCUGGGCACGCUGGCUUGGGCCUGUAAUCCUAACACUCUGGUAGGCUGAGGCAGGAGGAUCCUAAGUUCAAGCCACACUUGGUAACUGAGCAACUUAGUGAGACCCUGUCUGAAAAUAAAAAACUGAAAAAGAGCCGAAGAUAUAGCUCAGUGCAAAGGCUCUGGGUUCAAUCCUCAGUACUGCAAGGGGAGAAUAAAAGUCAUUUCCUAGGCCAGACAUGACCAAGCCAGGAGGACCCUGCUGGCUGAGCCCGUGCUAAGGGGACCAGCAACAGAACUCAGAAUUCUGGGGCUUGGGGUGGGCGGGGCCCAGCGUUGCUGGGGUGAUGUCCCUAAGGCCUAUCCCCACAGAGGGACCAGUGUCUGGGGAGGCAACAUGGUGGGCUCAGGGAUCUCAGCGUUGGGCCUGCUCCUGCUGGUGCAGGGCUCAGUCGAAGGGAUCGGAAUCCACGGAUUCUUCUACCCAUGGAGCUGUGAGGGUGAUGUGUGGGACCGGGAGAGCUGUGGGGGUCAGGCGGCCAUCGAGAGCCCCAACCUCUGCCUGCGCCUACGCUGCUGCUACCGAGAUGGGGUCUGCUACCACCAGCGGCCAGACGAAAACAUGCGUAAGAAGCACAUGUGGGCCCUGGGCUGGACCUGUGGAGGCCUCCUCCUCCUCAUCUGCAGCAUCUGCAUCUUCUGGUGGGCCCAGCGCCGGGACAUGCUCCACUUCCCGGGCUUCUUGCGGGGCACGUGCAGCCUGUCCAGGACAGUGUCACUGCUGUCCAAGGAUCGGGGGACAGGCGAGAAGACCCCUUCCACCAGCCAAGUACCCGCUACGCCCUCUGGGGUGGAAGGGGCCAGGAGUGAAGAGAUGAAAGAGGGCGAGGAAACAGAAGGCGGUGAAGAGUAGGGCUGUCUGAGGAACCCCUCAAUACAGACAUGGCACAGGGAUGCAUUGUUCUUUCUGAGAGCCUGGG